CGGCCGGCCUUGUCCAUUUCUAAUGGUUCAGCAACCACUAUAAAACUGGAUCGACCCAGACAUCUAAGCACGAGCUGCACCAGUUGCUGCUGCAUGCACGAACUGACCUGGUGAUCAUCCGACCGACUAUGCUCCCUUACGCGACGGCGGCCGAGGCGGAGGCGGCGCUGGGGCGCGUCAUGACACGGGCAGAGUCCGCCUGGUUCCGCUACUCGGCAGCCGUUCCAGACCACCUCCUCUUCUGCCACACCGUGGCCAUCCUCCUCCUCGUCUACACUCUCGCCGCCCUCCCCCUCUCACUGCUCGAGCUCACCACAUCCACACCGACAUACAAACUUCAGCCCCGGACACGCCCCACGCCGUCCAUCCUCAUCCGGUCCUACCUCCACAGCGCCCGCGCUCUGCUGCUCUCGGGCGGCGUCCUGAGCCUCUUCUCCUACCCGACCGUGAAGCUCCUGAGGAUCCGGGCGGGGCUGCCGCUGCCGUCGGCGGGGGAACUCGCGGCGCAGCUGGCGGUGUACCAGCUGGUGAACGACUACGCGGGCUACUGGUUCCACCGGCUGCUGCACACGCCGUGGGCUUACCAGCACGUGCACCGCGUCCACCACCGGUUCAACGCGCCCUUCGCGCUCGCCGCGCCCUACGCGCACUGGACCGACGUGCUCUUCCUCGGCGUCGCCGCCAUGGCCGGCCCCGCACUCGUGCCCUGCCAUAUGAUUACCCUCUGGCUCUGGUUCCUCGUUUUCCAGCUAGUCCUCGUCGAAACUCACUGCGGGUUCGACUUCCCGUUCAACCCGACGAAGCUGAUCCCGUUCUACGGAGGGGCGGAACACCAUGACUACCAUCACCUCGUGGGAGAAAAGAGUCGGAGCAACUUCGCUCCGGUUUUUACAUACUGCGACUAUCUGUACGGGACGGAUAAAGGCUACAAGUACCAUAAGGCAAGCCAAGCAAAGCUGACGAAGGAGAAGUCAGAAAACAAUGUCGAGAAAGGACGUAGCAGCAGCAAAAUCAACAGCGGGAAACAAAAGUAGAUCCUCCCUCAAGAAUUAGAAGCUCACUUACAAUAAUGUGUGUAGCCGUGCAUCUCAUUUCCCAAUUGCUUGUGACUACACAUUGCUGUCUCUAAAUUUGGUA
Molecule: messenger RNA, 1137 nt
Organism: Brachypodium distachyon (stiff brome)
Lineage: Eukaryota; Viridiplantae; Streptophyta; Magnoliopsida; Poales; Poaceae
Product: methylsterol monooxygenase 1-1
Exons: 4
Coding region: 129-1034 (301 amino acids)
Biological process (GO): sterol biosynthetic process
Molecular function (GO): C-4 methylsterol oxidase activity; iron ion binding
Source: RefSeq, a predicted model, not a curated record